AUGUCUUCCUCCACAAAUCAAGCAGACAAUGGUGAUAACGAUGAUGAUGAUGAUGUUGGUGAAAGACAACGUAAAUCAGUAGUGACUGAAUGCAACAGUAAUGCUGUACAGGCGAGACAAUUAUUUUCUAAUCGUAUACUCACUGAAAUUUAUCAUCGUAUUAAAGCGAGACCACUACUCACCGGUGCUGAUCAAACAGACACUGUCCGACGUAUAUCAAAAGCAAUAGGAAAUUUAAAUCAAGUGACAAUUCUACCGCAUAAAUCUACUACGAAUAAUUUUGAUUUGGUUGAUACACAUCGUAGAUUAGUGUGUUACUGUACUGUUAUUCAUAUUAUACAAAACCAGCCUCCAGAGAAAGAGACCAGGGCACUGAGACACUUAUUUGUAUUCAAUGAUUUAAUUAUUCUUGCCAAAGAUGCCUCAUCCUCCUCGUCCCCCUCCACAUCAUCGUCAAAACACCUCGGUGGUAGAAAAUCUAUCUUCGACAGAUCAAAACAUCGACAGAUAUCAACUGAUAAUGUACUAUUCAGUCGGCAUAAAUGCAACGAUGAAUUCCUUCAACCCCCACUGGAUUUACUUAUUAACAGUUUCGAUGAUAAACAUCAACAGCUGAAUAACUUACAGUCUAGUGCAUUUAUCUGUGCUCAACCUCCUGUUCAUUGUUUGCCGUAUACACGAAGGAGUCGAUCAAAAAAUGAUAUCAACACGCAUAAGGCAGCAUCUAGUCAUUUCAAUUCACAUUCCUCUACACGUUUAACUGCUCUAUAUGCUAUCUCACUGGUUCAAUGUAAAAUUCGUCCUUUUAAAACUGAUGUAUAUCGUUAUGGCUUAGAGUUUUGGAGUUUCCCAAAAGAUUAUUCACCUAACAAUGAUCACUCAACAACGAAUUCUGUUAAUAACAAUAAUAGCAAUAAUAGCAAUAAUAAUAAUCAGCAACAACCUGAACAGUUAAUUAUUAUCUCAGCUUUAGCUAAAACUGAUUAUCAUAAUCUACUGACCGACUUAUUUGAAGUAAUCUGUGAAGCAAAUCAUGUUGAUAUGGUAUUGAACAGUUAG
Messenger RNA from Trichobilharzia szidati, 1059 nucleotides. The record is from the annotation of a GenBank genome assembly. NCBI's taxonomy places the organism in Eukaryota, Metazoa, Platyhelminthes, Trematoda, Strigeidida, Schistosomatidae.